This is a messenger RNA of Exophiala oligosperma, 1514 nucleotides long. RefSeq lists its product as uncharacterized. Gene Ontology annotation, molecular function: mitochondrion autophagosome adaptor activity. The coding region runs from base 231 to 809 and encodes 192 amino acids. The transcript has a single exon. The record is from RefSeq and is a predicted model, not a curated record. Gene Ontology annotation, biological process: mitophagy. NCBI's taxonomy places the organism in Eukaryota, Fungi, Ascomycota, Eurotiomycetes, Chaetothyriales, Herpotrichiellaceae.
CACACAUCGUCACUCGUAUUGUAUCAUUUCCAACACCACCGCCUCUUGGAUUCCACCUCUCACACAAGAUCCCCCUACCGACUUUGUGUGAUUCUCCUUGUAACGAAAGAAUUAUAUCUUGUGGUUGAUUCAUUCUUGUGAACUCAGACAGAGCAACGACAGCUGCCCAGACUCUGACCUUGAGUGUCCUACCACCUCAAUACACAUCCCCCCCCCAUACCACAAAUAUCAUGGCCUCCAACCCGGCCGCCGAGCUAGCCUCUGCCAUUCAAUCGGUUUCUAUAAAGCGUCAUCCAUCACCUGAGCACGACAUCAACCCUUCGACAGCGGCAUCCAAAAAGGUUCCCGCUACACUUGUUGAAUCACAAUCGCAAUCCCCUCCUCGGUCACGUUCGGCUUCCCUGUCCACCGCCACAAGUGAAUCCACCAUCCCCAGCGAGAUCAUCCGACCUCGUCCUCGGCGCAAGUCUUUCCCCCCGAUCCCCGACUUCCGGUUCGAACAGAGUUACCUCGCCAGCAUCAAGAACGCAGACACUCCCCUCACGGUCGCCGUGAUCACGAUCCGGGACCAGGUCCUCCUCCCUCUCUUCCAGGGUGUGGCGUGGAACCUGAUCAUGUUCGGCUGGCGACACUGGAACAGGGGGACUAAGUUCCAGGGUCAGACCCUGGGUGCGAAGGUGCGGAAGUGGUGGUGGGGUGUGAACAACUGGAAGAUCCCGGCGGAGCGAAACGCGACCAGAGACGCAAAGGUCGUCAAGCAGGCCGAGGAGUUCUUCGUGGAUCGUUUCGGAACCGCUCUGGGAGAUUGACCACCAUGGAUUUAGAGGGAUGAGCUACAAACGCAAGGGCGCCAAAGCCGGGUUAAGCAUUACUUGCCUGUUUUCAAGCAUGUACAGGCUACGAGGACAGCCCACUCGCCCGUGCAGAAAGACCAGUCGUUUCUCGAAAAUGACGGCCGAUGAUUCCAUGUCCUCUCACAUGAUCACUCACUUGCGAUGCAAGCGUUCGACCUCGAUGACAGGUCGCCGACACACCACCAACGACAGGCCGAGCGCCGAGCAACUCGCCAUACUGGCCGUGGACGGCAGAUAUUAGCACAAGCGAGGUCGGCGUGGGAGAGGUGACUCGAAACAACCACAGCACCUUUUUACUGUAUUCUGUACCUAAGACGCCCAUGAUCCCCUCGUCGGUAUGUGCCCAGUGUGAGAUGGCAUGGCAGUGGGCCGCGGGAUGAUUGUUACAGUGACGCCGUCAGGAUUGACAGGAGCAGCUCACAAAACCUCCAAUACCGGAGGUGAUGUUGGCCAAAAUCACUAGUCCAUGUAGAUGGAUGUGGCGAUAAUACCGGGGGUUGACGUCGCACACGGCGGACAAUAAGGAGAUGGUAUCAAACGUCACGUUCAGUAGCAAUCAAUUUCAAGAGUCAAAGCGAAGAAACCAACGACAUGAACUACCACGAAUUUUUUCUUUUUGAUUGAUGAUUGAUUUCUCUCUCUUCCCCUGAACCAGAUCAA